AGUUCUGAGGCAGGGCCAGCAGAGAAGGAAAAAAACAAUUCUUAUCUCACUGAGAGGCUGCAAAAUUGCCACACUGAUCCACCCCCACUCCUAAGAAAAGGAAAUAGAGCAGUAGCAAGAGUGACCACACACACUUCCUUAAACCUUGCUCUAGGUCUCUCCCUCCCUCUGUUUGUGACAUUCACUGGCUGAGAUCAGAUUGACUCCAUGGGAGAAAGGAAACUGAAGCCUGGAGGACAAAUUGCCUAUUACUGCCUAACUAGAUGGAGGAUUUAGCCAGUUGCCAAGAUGGGUAACCUAAAUUUCAGAGCUCAGCAUAAGGAGGAACCCAGGGUGGUGAUAAUGGGACUAGAUUCUGCCGGAAAGACCACUCUCCUCUACAGACUGAAGAGUAACCAACAAGUGGAAACCUACCCUACUGUGGGCUUUAAUGUCGAGUCGUUGGAGGCAUCAAAGCAUGGGUCCCUGACUUUGUGGGAUAUAGGGGGUCAGGACCAACUCCGGUCCAGCUGGAAGGACUAUUUAGAGGAUACUGACUCCCUCCUCUAUGUGCUGGACAGUACAGAUGAAGACCGGCUGCCUGAGGCUACGGUUGAGCUGGAAAAUGUCCUGAAUAAUGCUCAUAUGGUUGGUGUCCCUUUCUUGGUCUUAGCCAAUAAGCAGGAGGUGCCCGGGGCCCUGUCUCUGCUGGAGAUUCGGGAUAGAAUGCAGUUAGAACGAUUCAAUGACCGAUGCUGGGAGCUUCGGGGCUGCAGUGCCCUUACAGGUGAGGGGCUAAAAGAAGCCCAGUUGGCCCUAGAGAGACUUCUUCAGUCCCGAAAGCAGCUCUGCCUCUACACUAUGCAAGUGAAUGGAGAGAGGAAGAAAUCUUGACUAACUAGAAACAUUGUUGACUAAGAACUGAGGAAACUGAGUGAGUGACCUUGAAAGACUUAAGAACCUGAACAACAUGAUGAUCAACCACUAUUCCAGUGGGCCAAUGACGAAGAGCCCUACGUCCUUUCUGACAGAGAAGCAAUGCGUUAAAUAUACAGAAUGAAUACAUUUUUGGAAAUGGCCAAUAUGAGAAAUUGUUUUGCUUGACUAUGCAUAUUUAUAACCAAGGUUUUGGUUUUUUCUCUUUUUUCUUUUUCUAGUAGCAAGGGGGAAAUGGUGAAGAGAAAACUCUUGUAACUGGGGGGGGGAAGAACCCUUUAAUUAAAAAAAAAAUAAAAGCUGAUGGAAACAACUAA
Messenger RNA from Monodelphis domestica (gray short-tailed opossum), 1232 nucleotides. It is a transcript of the gene ARL11, whose product is annotated as ARF like GTPase 11. Lineage: Eukaryota; Metazoa; Chordata; Mammalia; Didelphimorphia; Didelphidae. The record is from RefSeq and is a predicted model, not a curated record. Gene Ontology annotation, molecular function: GTPase activity; GTP binding.